Molecule: messenger RNA, 665 nt
Organism: Bradysia coprophila
Lineage: Eukaryota; Metazoa; Arthropoda; Insecta; Diptera; Sciaridae
Product: diphosphoinositol polyphosphate phosphohydrolase 3-alpha-like
Biological process (GO): adenosine 5'-(hexahydrogen pentaphosphate) catabolic process; diadenosine pentaphosphate catabolic process; diphosphoinositol polyphosphate metabolic process
Cellular component (GO): nucleus; cytoplasm
Molecular function (GO): endopolyphosphatase activity; bis(5'-adenosyl)-hexaphosphatase activity; bis(5'-adenosyl)-pentaphosphatase activity
Source: RefSeq, a predicted model, not a curated record
GUAAUUUGGUUCACCAUCAUUUCUUAAUCUGGGAUCCAUCAAUAAAUUCAACGUAGUUUCCAUUUAAAUAAUAUUUUCCAAUGUAUACCAAACAUUUAAAUCCGAAGAAAAAUAAACAAAGAGUCGUUGACGAGGAUGGCUUUGUGCGACGGGUUGCAGCUUUAUGUACUCAUAAAUCUAAAAAGACAAAGUUGUUAUUGAUAACAAGUAAGUCAUCGCAUGCCAAAUGGAUAAUUCCUGGUGGUGGCAUAAACCUAAAUGAAACAGCUGAAGACGCUGUCUUGCGCGAGGCAUACGAAGAAGCUGGAGUCAUUUGUGAUAAUGCUACAUAUUUGGGAGUUGUCGAAGUGAUUUCGAGGAACUGAACGCAAUGAAACGUACAGACGUUUUUUCCUUGGAAGUAAUAGAAACGUUGGAUGAAUGGGAAGAAUCCAAAGCGAAUAAUCGUCUUCGGCAAUGGUUUUCCAUUCCUGAGGCGUAUGACUUAUUAUCUAACUAUCGACCCGAACAGAUUGCUUGCCUUGAUCUACUUCGAUAAUCUCUUUAACAAACUUUCUCGGAGCGUUAAAUUCGUAGUCUGAAGUUUAGAUUCUUAAAAAUUGAAUAAAAUUUGGAUUAUCAGUGACAGUGAUGAAUGCAACCAUUACGAGAUUUUCGCUAUGACU